AUGGUUAGAGCUAGAGGUGGUCGAUUUGCAGGUCGUUCUGCACCACGUGCUCCACCUAUUGCCUUUGCUCGUAAAGCACGUGUAGUUGCUCAUGUUAAGAACCCAUCGCAGUACACUUAUUCAAGAUUGGUGAAGAUGGCAAGGAGCAAGAGACGCCGCACUUGUUAUAAAGGUCCCAGCUCCACUUCUGCUAUAAAAACGCUUUCAAGAGACAUGUUAAUAGAGGUGGUUGCAAUUGUGGCCUCACACUCUUUCAUUGACCUUCACGCCAUCAAAAUGUGUUGUAAAGAUUUUAUUGACGCUACUGAAGAUAGCUCUAUUUGGCGAAAAGUUUCUUUGGACACAUUCCCAUUAAUCCUGUGGCUUUCUAAUGACAAAGUAUCGUCAUUCUUGAACCGUUGCAAGGAGUAUGGAAACAUGGAGAGCUUGUAUAGAGAAGGAUUGCUGAAAUAUUUUGGUUAUCCAAAUGGAAAGAUUGAUGGUCUUGAAAUCUUGAAGGUAGUUGCUCAAAAGGGUCAUAAGGAAGCAAAAUAUGCGUGCGGUAUGAUUUCAUUAUGCUCUGAAGAUGAAGAUAUGAGAAAUCAAGGACUUGAACAUAUGCGUUCUUUGAGGAAGUUCAAGUGUGUAGUAGGAUCCAGACAUAAAGUGAAACAAUUAUUGGGCUCUAUAUGGAAAAAUAAUGGAAUGCUCAAGCGUAAUCAGAACCCCCUUUGUAACUCUAAGACCACAUGCAAAGGGUGGAGAGUGAAGACAGGUCGAUGGGCAUUAAUUGAUGAUGAUGACGAUGAUGAUGAUGAUAUUGGAUUAUGUGAGUAUUGUAGAUGGGAUCAUGAGUUAGAAGUUUUUUACCGAUUAUUCAAUGUUCACUAG
Lotus japonicus is the source of this 870-nucleotide messenger RNA. Its product is annotated as putative F-box protein At1g67623. Lineage: Eukaryota; Viridiplantae; Streptophyta; Magnoliopsida; Fabales; Fabaceae. The record is from RefSeq and is a predicted model, not a curated record. Bases 1 to 870 code for a protein of 289 amino acids. The transcript has a single exon.